AGCACGUUGAAAUGUUUUUGGAAGUUGUUAGCGGUUGAUACAAUUAAAUACUCCCAAAAAACAACAGCAGUUAAAGUAAACACUGCGAUUUUAAAGACACUGUAACAAGUAAGCAACGCGUAAUGUCUCGGAAAUCUAGCAACUGUUAAUUAAAACUCUUCCUGAGAUAAACUAGCUCAUAUUUCAGGUAGUCGUCAGCAACUUAAGACAGUUUAAGACAAGCAUGGCAUCUUCGCUGGUAGUUCCUGUCAUUGAUGUCCAGAAUGAAAACUUUAAAGAGCUUUGGCCUGCUAUGGUCGUGGCUAUUAAAACGGCGUCCUUCGUUGCACUGGACACGGAGCUGAGCGGUCUUGGGAACAGGAAGUCCUUGCUGGCUGAAUCCAUUGAGGACAGAUACAAAGCUAUAUGUCAUGCAGCUCGGUCCCGCUCCAUCCUCUCGUUGGGAAUCGCCUGCUACAAGAAACUUGAUCAAAAGCCUGCAGACUCGUACCUGGUGCAGGUGUAUAACCUCACCCUUCUAUGUUCAGAGGAGUACAUCAUAGAGCCCCAGUCAGUGCAUUUCCUGGUGCAGCACGGAUUUGACUUCAACAAGCAGUACGGCCACGGAAUCCCGUACUGCAAGGGCAACAAUAAGGGAGGCGCAGAUGACCGCGGCGUUCACAUCCGAGCACUGUUCACUGAGCUGCUGCGUGCUCGGAAACCCCUGGUGCUACACAAUGGUCUCAUUGACAUGGCUUUUCUGUACCAGAGUUUCUAUGCUCACCUGCCCGAGCGCCUGGCCACCUUCACUGCUGACCUGUCAGAGAUGUUUCCCGCUGGGAUAUACGACACCAAAUAUGUCACAGAAUUUGAACUUCGACUCUCUGCCUCCUAUCUUGAGUACGCCUACAAGAAAUGUAAGCUGGAUAAUGGUCGCAGUGUGGACUCCGGAGCAACUGGACCUCAUGUUCACAUAGAGUUCUGUCAGUAUGCUGGUCACAUGUCCACCUAUGUGGACUACAGGGAGUGUCCAGCUGUCGCUUCUAUUGAGGAACAGACUGACAUCUGUCAGCGCUUCUCUGCAUUUGGUUGGUGUCCGAAUGGCACAAAGUGUCCGUUAUCCCAUGACACAGACCGCAUCAUCCUCCAGGACGAGAAAAAUAAGGAGGACAAGAGGAAGAAAAGGAAGAGACAGAGAGAGAAGAAGAGAAGUGAAGGAGAGGGCUCCUUCAUCUUUGAUGGUGCUCCGGAAAAUAAAAUCCCCAACAUGGAAGUGGAUCCAGAAGAUCCUCUAGGAGACCAGCGAGGGACAGUUGCUGAGAUGUGCCCAGAUGGUUUGCCAGCAAUGGACAGUGAUGGAAACACCCCACAGAGUGAAGGAAAGAGCUUGGAGACUGACAGCAAGGGGAACAGUGUGUGUGAUGAGAACAUAACAAUAGCCUCAAUUGAUGACAGCCGGAACACAAAAAACAACACAAAUGAUGGAAAAAGUGGCGUAGGGAGUGGGACAGGAGCAGGGAGAGAAAAGACGAAUGACCGCUCAGCUGGGAUUGAAACCCAGAAGAAGAAUGCUGACGCAGGGACACAUCGGGCAGGAUUUGACGCCUUUAUGACAGGUUACAUCUUCGCCUACUCUUGUACCGUCAUCAGGAAGGAAGAAGCUGGAGAAGCAGACAAGGAGGAGGAGGAGGAGCAGUCGUGGCUUCCUACCUGUCUUAACAAGGUCUAUCUGAGCGGCAAGGCAGCGCCUCUCAAUGUGGUAAAGAGUACCUUCUCCAAGUCGUCCAAGGCCCACAUGCAGAAGAUGGAGAUGGUGUGGGGCGGAAGGUGUUAAAUUUUGUCUCUCUUGGUUCGUAAGGAGUAAAUCCCACAGACUUGGACUUGAAUCCAGUGACCAUUGGGGAUGUUUAUUGUUUGAAAUAUAUUUGCUUGUAAUUGACCUUCUGUAAAUGUCAUGGUUCACCCAAAUCAGGUGGUCUCCAUACUUGGUCAAAACCUUUGUCCAGAUCAAAUCAAUCCAAUAAAUACCAGUGUCAAUAUAUUAGUUUUUCCUUCAGCCUCAGCUUAAUUUGUGUUAUUUCAGUGUUGGCAUGCUAAGUCAUUGUCAGCAUUUAGGCAGUUAGCAUUUAGCCCUAAACACAGCAGUGCUAAGCUGUGAGUGAAUGGCAGGUUUACUCCUGACUGUGAAUGAGAGGACAGUUCUGGUGUAAUCAUCAUUUUAUCCUAAUGGGGAAAUGUUCCUGGAGGAUGGAGGAAUUGAUACCUCUGACAUAACUCUCAUAGAACACCACCUUCUAAUGCAAUCAUUAAUCCAUUCGUCAAAUAUUACAUUUAAGAUCCCUUGAGUAUCGAGGAAUUAUAACAACAAUGAUGAAUGAGCACCCAGUUUCUUAAAAUCAAUGCAGCUCUGCGUUUGAAAAAAUAUCCCAUAAUAUUAUGCUUACAGUUGAUUAAAAGAUUAAAUGUGUUUUCCUCUUAAAAUGUGAGUUGGCAAUCGUCAGUAAUUGAGAUAAAAACAAUCCAUAGGUGUGUGACUUAUAAUUAAAAGGGAAGUUUGGAUGUACAGGGGAGGAAUAGUGGAUACAGUGAACAAAAGAUUUUGAAUAUGGAGCUGCCAGACAGGAGGAACAUAGGAAGCUCACAGAGAGGAUCUAUGCAUACAGGGAAGGAGGACAUGCAGAAGGUUGGUAUGAGAAGGAUAGGGUGAUAUGGAAGCAAACGUACUGUAGCAAUCAUAAAGGAGUUGUCAGAAGAAGAAAAUCUAUUGGGUUUCUUUAAGUGCUAUUAGCUGAGCUACAAUAAGACAGGCCCCAAAUCAUCUAAUCAGAUUUUUAGUACUUUAAAUAAUUUAAGUUAUAACAUGCUGUGGGUGAUUAUCUAUGAACAAUUUGAAAUGUGAUAAGUGAACUGAUAAAUUAUGUAUUUAGGUUCUACUUAAUGAUAACAUAUAUGGACUUUGGCUAUUCUGUGCGCUGUCGUGUGAUUGUCAAGCGAACGCCUGUGUUCUUUGUGAGAGCUUCACCAUUCAGUUAA
Messenger RNA from Pelmatolapia mariae (spotted tilapia), 3012 nucleotides. It is a transcript of the gene toe1, whose product is annotated as target of EGR1, exonuclease. NCBI's taxonomy places the organism in Eukaryota, Metazoa, Chordata, Actinopteri, Cichliformes, Cichlidae. Bases 224 to 1813 code for a protein of 529 amino acids. Gene Ontology annotation, cellular component: cytoplasm; Cajal body. The record is from RefSeq and is a predicted model, not a curated record. Gene Ontology annotation, molecular function: 3'-5'-RNA exonuclease activity; snRNA binding; metal ion binding. The transcript has 8 exons. Gene Ontology annotation, biological process: snRNA 3'-end processing.